AUGCGUUUCAUUGAUUCUUUACGGUCGGAAAUUUUACAGAAAAUGGAAACAUCAAAUUUUGGAAAUCUGAUCCAUCUAAUUGAACGUUCCAUUGGAAAGUCUGGCGCUUUUGGGAUAACUCAUACUACGAGUUUAGGAUUAAUGGCAUCUGCGCAUCAUGCUGCUCUCGAUGCUAAUAGCCCUACUGAUGUUUUUGAAACACUUAUGAAAUCCGAUGCUUUGAAUUCCAAACACUCAAUGUCUGAUUUAAUGUCAAUGACAUAUGCAGAAAAAUCAGCGCUUUGGGCAUACUAUGGAAAAGCCAAAAUGUCAACAAUUUGUGCACAAUUAUUAUUACUUCAUAAUUCACAAAAUAAUAAACAAAAUUUAUUUAAUGGUGAAUCAACUUGUCAAGAAGUCACUAAUAUUAUUAAUGCUUUAGUUGAAAAUGGUGAAUAUAAGCUGGUGGAUGUAGUAUUAAAUCAUGCUAAAGAACGAUUUAACAAUUUAAUAAGUAAUAAGAUAUGGAUCUCAAGUGAACGAUUAUUUGAAUUUAUGAAGAUAAUGAGACAUGAAAGAUGGAGUGAAGCGGAAAAUAUAGCGAACCAAAUAUCAAGCUUAUUACCAUUUGAAAGUAAAUUACGCUUCGCAGAAAUUACAAUUGCUACAGGUGAUUAUGUAGCUGGAUUAAAACUUUUGAGUAAUACUGAAGAAAAUACAAUCCUAACCGCCAGUAAUCGUAUACAAUUGAUGAUUGUUUUGAGUAAAAUAUUAAACUUAUCAGCAGUUUCUGACCAAAAGUUUACCAGCGUCAAUACUUUUGUAUUAUUGAAUUCAGCUUUAAAAAUAGCUCGAACAUAUCAUUUAUCUUAUUACGAAGCUGUAAUUAAAAUGAAUCUCGCAACACUCCAGUUGAUGAUUGGGAUGCCAAAUCAAGCACUAGUUUUAAUUAAUGAAGCCAUGGAACAAAUUUUAGCUCACGGUAGUUGUUUUGAUCGAGGAUGGGCAUUCACAUUAAAUGCUCAAUGUCUAGUAGCGACAGCUCCACUUGAUUCAAAAAAACGUAAAUUAAUCUUGCAAGAUGCGAUUGAAUAUCUUCUGAAAGCUAAAAGCUAUUUUCAGAAAAUUGAAGCUUUUAGUAGAAUUAAAAGUACUACGUAUUUUCUUUCUCUGAUUUAUAACGAGCUGGGUAUGAAGACUAAACGAAAUCAAUUUGCUUUUGAAUAUCGACAAAAUAAUGGAGAAAAUGUUAUAAAAUCAAAAAUUGUGACAUUGUUCUAA
Molecule: messenger RNA, 1260 nt
Organism: Cotesia congregata
Lineage: Eukaryota; Metazoa; Arthropoda; Insecta; Hymenoptera; Braconidae
Source: the annotation of a GenBank genome assembly